AUGUUUCACGUUCAGUAUCAGCCUUUAAGACUAAUAACCCAAACCAGUCUUUCUGGAAUGUGUUUAAAGCUCAUUCUUUCAAGACCUGUUGCAUUUGCACAAAUAUGGAAGUCAUGGUUCUCAAGCCAUUCUCUUGUUGGAAACAAAAAUAUUAUCCUGAUGGGACCUCCGGGUGCUGGGAAAACAACAGUUGGCAGAAUAGUAGGUCAGAAACUAGAUUGCCCUGUCAUAGACAUAGAUAAUGAUGUCCUUGAAACAACCUGGAACAUGAGUGUGUCGGAAAAACUGCAGGAUGUUGGUAAUGAGCAAUUUUUAGAGGAGGAAGGAAAAGCCCUGUUGAAGUUUUCAGCAUCUGGAAGUGUCAUUUCCCUCACUGGGUCAAAUCCGAUGCAUUCUGCUGGCAUGCAGCAUAUGAAGAAAAAUGGAAUAGUUGUAUAUUUGGAUGUGUCCACGGCAGUCAUCAUGAACAGGCUGAAAUCAAUGAAAGUGGAUCGCAUUGUGGGCCAUUGUCCUGGUAGUUCUCUCAAGGACAUACUUCAGUUUAGGAAGCAGUUCUACAAAAGGUGGUAUGACAUCCGUGUUCUUUGUGGAGAGGAUAUUGCAGCAGAGGUUGUAGCAGAAAAGGUACUUGAUGCUGUGAAGAGAUAUCAAAACUCAGAACUGGAAACUUUUAUUUCAACGAGGUCUAGCAGGUCUGGAAGGACUACAGAAAAAAACUCUCGUAAAUAUUUCGGUGACGUUGUUACUGAGGGCUUAGCUCCUGAUGGAGGACUCUUUGUUCCUGAGAGAGGCCUUCCAAAAUUCACUGCUGAAGAAUGGCAAGGCCUAAUAGAAGCAACUUACAUUGAAAGAGCCCAGGUGAUACUAGAAAGAUGCAUACAUCCUGAUGAUGUUCCUGCUUCUAAGCUGGCAGAAAUUAUUGGAACUGCUUAUGGAGAAAACUUUACUUGUUCUAAAAUUGCCCCAGUUAGGCAUCUGUCAGGCAAUCAGUUUCUUCUUGAGUUGUUUCAUGGACCAACAGCAUCAUUUAAAGAUUUUGCAUUACAGAUGGUGCCACAUAUAUUUGCAUACUGCAUUCCCAGAAGCUGCAAUUACUUGGUUCUGGUAGCUACUUCUGGUGACACGGGGAGUGCUGUCCUAGAUGGUUUUAGUCGUCUCCAUGACACUGACAAGCAGAGAAUUGCUGUAAUGAAUUUUUUUCCUGAGGAUGGAGUAAGCCCAAUUCAGAAAUCACAGAUGAUUGGCUGUCAGACAGAAAAUGCCUGGUCAGUCGGUGUCAAAUCUGAUUUUGAUUUUUGCCAGACAGCUAUAAAACAAAUCUUUACUAAUUCUGAUUAUACUGGGUUUCUUACAGUAGAAUAUGGAACAGCUUUAGCUGCAGCGAACUCCAUAAACUGGGCACGGCUGCUUCCUCAGAUAGUUUAUCAUGCCUCUGCAUACCUUGAUCUUGUUCAUCAAGAUAUUAUUCCCUUUGGAAGCGCUGUAGACGUUUGCGUUCCUACAGGAAACUUUGGCAACAUAUUAGCUGCUUUGUAUGCUAAAAUGAUGGGAAUUCCUAUUAGAAAAUGUAUCUGUGCUUCCAAUGAAAACAAUGUUUUGACUGAUUUCAUAAGAACAGGUGUUUAUGAUUUGAGAGAAAGAAAAUUAAUUCCCACUUUUUCACCAGCAGUAGAUAUUUUGAAGUCCUCCAAUCUGGAGCGAUACUUGCACCUGAUUGCUAAUGAGGAUGGACAACUGGUGACACAAUUGUAUAACCAGCUGGAAAAUCAGGGCCACUUCCAGCUACGGAAGGAUCUACUUGAAAAGCUUCAGCAAGACUUGGUGGCUGGAUGGUGCUCUGAGGAAGACUGUCUAGCAGCCAUUCACUCUGUAUACAGUACCACAGGAUAUAUUUUGGAUACACACACAGCUGUUGCUAAAGUAGUUGCAGACCGAUUACAAGAUAGAACUUGCCCAAUUAUUAUUUCAUCUACAGCUCAUUAUUCUAAGUUUGCACCUGCUAUCUUGAGGGCCUUGAGGAUUACAGAAAUAAAACAGAAUCCCUUAAGUCAGCUUCACUUGCUGAGUUCUUAUAGCCCUCUGCCUCCAGUCCACUGGGGCUUAUUAGAGACUCUGAGAAAGAAGGGUAGUGAGGAUCACCAGGUCUGUGCUGCUGAUAUGAGUAUGCUGAUGUCCCGUAUAGAAACCUUAAUUCAAAAUCAUUUUAUGAAAGUUUUCUGAGCAACUGAUCAGAUGUCAACUGUGUCAAUUGUGAUACCUUCUUAGCAAGCUGCAUGUUUUAGUGAGAUCAUGAUU
Messenger RNA from Pterocles gutturalis (yellow-throated sandgrouse), 2295 nucleotides. It is a transcript of the gene THNSL1, whose product is annotated as threonine synthase-like 1 (S. cerevisiae). The transcript has a single exon. The coding region runs from base 1 to 2220 and encodes 739 amino acids. Gene Ontology annotation, cellular component: cytoplasm. The record is from RefSeq and is a predicted model, not a curated record. Lineage: Eukaryota; Metazoa; Chordata; Aves; Pterocliformes; Pteroclidae. Gene Ontology annotation, molecular function: pyridoxal phosphate binding. Gene Ontology annotation, biological process: amino acid metabolic process.